Molecule: messenger RNA, 1719 nt
Organism: Nematostella vectensis (starlet sea anemone)
Lineage: Eukaryota; Metazoa; Cnidaria; Anthozoa; Actiniaria; Edwardsiidae
Product: ras-related protein Rab-24
Exons: 8
Coding region: 166-768 (200 amino acids)
Molecular function (GO): GTP binding; GTPase activity
Source: RefSeq, a predicted model, not a curated record
AAGCGAGUCUGCGGUGCAAAAUCAGCGGGUAAUGCCAUCAGUAAUAAACAUGGCGGCUGGUUGAUAGAGCUCCCAUCUGCAGGAAAUGCGUUUGUAAUCCGCAAACCAGAGUGCAGAUCUCGGAGCACUGUAGCCUAACUAACACCUGCAUUAUUCUUUAAUGCAAUGCAAGAGAAAACUUAUCUCAAGGUGGUCCUGCUUGGGAAAGUGAAUAGUGGGAAAACAUGUCUUGUCACUCGGUACAUAACUCGAGCGUUUAGUGAGGAAACCCCAUCGACUAUUGGUGCUGCAUUUUGUAGAAAAGACCUAUAUAUACAAGGAAAAAAUUUAUCACUAGCGAUAUGGGAUACUGCUGGUGCAGAGCGUUAUCAGGCGAUGAGUGCCAUGUACUAUCGUAGUGCCAGAGCUGCCAUUUUAUGCUAUGAUUUAACAGAUUCAACAAGUUUUGAUAAAGCAAAGUUCUGGGUAGAUCAACUGAAAGCUGCAGAACCUGAAUGCAAGAUAUAUUUAUGUGGUACAAAACUAGAUUUAAUAGAGGAAGCUUUACAGACGCGAGAGGUUCAAACUCGAGCAGUUUCCAGCUACGGUAGAGAUAUUGGUGCAGAUACAUUUGAGACAUCAAGUAAAAGAGGAACAAAUGUUGAUAAAGUUUUUGAGAAAAUUGCUGAGGAUUUUAUGCGUUCAAACAGACCAGGCACAAAUGGUAAAGGAGACAUCAAACUAGAGCGUGGCGCCCGUGGAAAAACAUACUGCUGUAGUUCAAGCUAGGUUUAGUAGAAAAAGAUAACAGAGAUUAUAUUAUAAUGAUUACCUCAAAAUAUUAAAAUGAUUACCUCAACAUAUUAUAAUGAUUACCAUCAAAUGUGUACAGCAUAGUAUUGCAUCCUUUGCAACGAGUUGUGGUAGUUAAAAGAAUUGAUUAUUUUCUAUUACCUUUCUUUAUUUGAAUUUUAAAUGUCUCUUACUGAAGCGGGCGAGGGGGGCAGGGUGAAAGCAACAAACAGCCAGCUUCCUGGUCUGCGAUAUCUAUCUCAGCCUAUUUUUAAAGUUUUAACCAUGUUGCUGUAAACGUUGAAAUAUUCGCGCUUUAUUUUUUUUUUUUCAAAUCAAAACACGGCUUAAAAUGCGAUGGUGCUCGUAAAUUGGGCGCGAAAAUUUCUGCUUUUACACUAUUGGUAGGACCUGUUUGCCUGUCCGUUCACAUUGUUAGUGCUUACCUAUACGAGUUUUUGACAAAACGUGCUUACCUAUACGAGCUUUGGACAAAAAGACUUGCAUCUGAUAGCAUUUCUAAUAGCUUUGACUACCUCGAAGUAGUGGCACUACAUUUGGUGAGUUUUGCAUCUUCUUCUUGUGUAAGAUCUUAGAAUUUAAAAUGAUAUCAGCCUGCUAGUAAGUACUGUUACAGGCUAAAUUCCUUAAAGGUUCUUACUGAAAAACAUAGAAUCGAACUUUCCAAAGUAUCUCUAAAAACAAAGCUCUACCUGUGAAAAUUAGAGUUCCAAUUAUACAGGAUAUUUUAUGAAUAAAAGCUAAGAACCUAAUUAGAACCAAGUAAGAUUAGUUUAACACUAUAAUAGCACUGCCCUUGGCGCAAGCCACGUCCCCACCAUGAGAUACAGAGAUCAGCACAGCAGUGUCUCUCAGUUUUACUACGAUAACAAAUGUAUGAAAUACUCUACGCCAUAUUUACGAAAUAAAACUUUUCUAACAAAAAAA